CCUUAAGUUCAAGGCUAGUUGCCAAAAAAGUGAGCAGGCUAUUAUGUUGUCGGCAUUCUGAUUCUCUUUACAAUUUUUACACUAAGGCAAUUCUCAGUUCCUCCGCCUUUCACGCGCCACCGGAGUUCAAAAUGCCGGCACGGCGGCGCCACCUUCUCCUCCUCCUCCUCUUCACCCUCUCCCUGCCGCCGCUCCUCGUCCGCUCCCACUACUUCCCCUCCACCCCCUCCGCCGCCUCCAACUCCGACUGGAAAUCCGCCCGCGCCACCUACUACGCCGCCACGGAGCCAAUCGACGCCGUCGGCGGCGCGUGCGGCUACGGCGACCUCGAGAAGAGCGGUUACGGCAAGGCCACGGCGGGUCUGAGCACCGUCCUCUUCGAGCGCGGCCAGAUCUGCGGCGCCUGCUUCGAAAUCCGGUGCGUGGAGGAUCUCCGGUGGUGCAUCCCCGGUACCUCCAUUAUCGUCACCGCCACCAACUUCUGCGCCCCCAACUACGGCUUCGACGCCGACGGCGGCGGCCGCUGCAAUCCGCCGAACUCGCACUUCGUCCUCCCCAUCCAGGCCUUCGAGAAAAUCGCCAUCUGGAAGGCGGCGAACAUGCCGGUCCAGUACCGCCGGAUCCGCUGCCGGAAGGAGGGAGGAAUCCGGUUCACGCUCGGCGGCGCCGGAAUAUUCCUGUCGGUGCUCAUCAGUAACGUCGCCGGCGCCGGAGACGUCACCGCCGUUAAAAUUAAAGGCUCUCGGACCGGUUGGCUGCCGAUGGGGCGGAAUUGGGGACAGAAUUGGCAUAUAAACGCCGAUUUGAAGAAUCAGCCGCUGUCGUUCGAGCUCACCGCCAGCGACGGCGGAACCCUAAUUUCGUACGGCGCCGCCCCCAAAAAUUGGGCGUUCGGGCAAACGUUUGAAGGCAAACAGUUCGAUUUGUAAGUGGUAAAUUAAUUACCAUUUUCUAAUUUUUUGAGUGUAAUUUUCCACUUAAUUUCUGGAAAUUUCUACUACUGCCUUUGCAAUAUUUAAUUCAUUUUUAUACAUAAUACAUCAUAGUCAAAAUUAUGUUAGUAUUUUUUUAUUUUUUAUUUAUGAUCUAAACAUUCUAUUCAUCUAUAAUAUCCCAUAAUUAUAGUUUUA
Messenger RNA from Andrographis paniculata, 1130 nucleotides. RefSeq names its product expansin-A13. The transcript has a single exon. The record is from RefSeq and is a predicted model, not a curated record. Gene Ontology annotation, cellular component: extracellular region. Lineage: Eukaryota; Viridiplantae; Streptophyta; Magnoliopsida; Lamiales; Acanthaceae. Gene Ontology annotation, biological process: plant-type cell wall organization. The coding region runs from base 132 to 929 and encodes 265 amino acids.